GAACUUGGAAUGGAACGAACGACAGAAACUGCGGGGAGGACUCCGCGAGAGCGAAAAUCCAUCCAACUUGUGCAGUCAGUCUUUACCAGAGCGAGCGAAGAGUGGUGGCCACAACGGUGAGCAGCAGCCUCCAAUUGGACUCGAAAAAGGCGAAGAAUAAGGAAAAUCUUCGAAUGUGCGUCUUGGAUUCCUACAUUGGACAACAAUCGUACAGUUUGAACGUUCUAUCUGGCAAGUGCAUUCCAGUAGAGUGACAAUACAGGAAGAAGCAGGAAGCUCAAUCCCGAACGGAGUUUGGUGUGACCCGUGGUCAAAUUUUCGGUGGAGUUUUCAAGGAGUGGUGGAUUUGAAUUGUGGUUUUGGGAAAGGUCAAGCAGUGCGAAGAAGUGGAAUUUCUUGAAGAUUUUACAAGAAGCUGGAUUAUUCUGGGAGGUGCGGUAAUUUUGGUGAAGUGUCUCAUAAAUUCGAUUACCAAGAGAAGAUUUUUCCUGGUUGAAGGAGGAUCCAUUAGUGAAAAGUUGUCCCAAACAGGAAGAGGAAGCUAUUGAAGCAGGAAGAAGAAAAGCUGGUGAAGAGUAUGGAGAAGUGGUUUUGAUACUCAUUCAAAAAAUGAUUCAAAAAUUCAUUUGAAAUCCGUAAAAUUUUCACGCUGUUGGUGAAUGUGAGAUUGGUUUUGGUGCUCGUAGAAAGUGCAUUCGACAAAAAGUCGUGAAGAAAACUUAUUCCGACGAGGAAAGUGUUUGAGGAAGUUCUUUUUUUCAUUUGCGAGUCGUAGAAAGUAGUAGGUAGUGGGUACACACAUAAAAUAUAUAAGAAAAGGCAGCGCCCUCCAGUUCGGAAAGCAAAGCCGAAGAAAACCGCAAAGAAGAAGAAGAAAUAGUAGCGGACAAGCCAGUCAGCCGAAGACUUCGCAGACGACGAUCGAUGCUCGAUUAGCUGCUUCUGCUGCUGGCUGGCUGUUCGUCAUCAUUGGUCGUCCGGCAGCGAAGGCGACGACGACGACGACGUCCAGAAGAGCGACUUGGAACACGGCCUUACCAUGGCUGAGGAAGAGUUGAUGGUCGUACUGCGAAAGAGUGAGGAUGCAACUUUUGGCUUCUCGCUGCUGCGGACCGACUCGCUGAUUGGAUUCCCCCAUGUCAUCUACGAUAUCGUGGAGAACUCGCCGGCUGCCGAAUGUGGAGAGGUCGAGGCCGGUGAUGUAAUCGUGAAAGUUAAUGGGACCGACGUCCACGGAUUCACCACCAAAGACGUGCUAAAAUGCCUUCGACUUUCAACGGAUCCAGUUACGCUGGAGCUCAAAAGAGAUCCCAAAAUCAAAGCUCACGUCCGAAAGUACUUGGCCUCCAUCAGCAACCAGCAUCCGCACUCGGACGGUCACCUGUCGCAAAGCUCGAACCCCUCGUCACCAACCCAUCACCGCCAUUCGCCUGCUUCCCCCCUGUCCGAACGGGGUCCUAGUCGGAUUCAACCACCGUCGAUAACCACCAGCGGCGGCACACCGGGCCGGUACGGCCAUCGGGUCAGUUCGUCCGAUCCGUCAUGCCGGCCCUCUCGGAUACCACAAGCCGUGCAGGCAAAAAACUCAUGGAGUGCACCCCAGUCACCACACGGAAUCAAACCGCCCCGCCCCUCGCUGAUACCGACCGUUAACGGGGCGUCGCCGCAAAACCAUCAGCAGUAUUCAGCAACAACGAACUCCUCUUCGCCGUUCUUUCGGCAGGAACACCACCAGCAGAACCCAUUCCAGCCGCAGCCGGUACCGAAAAAAGGCUUCGAGGCGUUCAUGAUGACCGGUGAUCUGAUUCUGAAUCUCUCACGUACGCCACAGAGUUCAGGAAUACUGCCACAAGCCAAAAAGAUUGACAGUCUGCGGGAUUCACCGAGUCAUCGGGCCAGUACGAAGCGGAAAAACGGUGCUAUCGCUCCGCACGCCAAGUGCGACUCGUCGCCGUCUUCACCGAGCAGCAGCAGCAACAGCUUUUCGGAGCACAACGACAAGCAGCGUACUUUGCCAAAGGACCAUUCUUCCAAGAAGAGCCGAAGUCAGGUGCAACAGGAGCAGGAAGAAGAACAACAAGAUUAUACCGAUCAGAAUACGGGUAGUUCCAUCGAGUCAAUAGUGAACAGCAGUAGUAAGAAACUGAGUGGCAGUGGAGGUAGCAAUCACAACAAUAACCAUAAUAACAAUCGGUUUAUGGAAGAUGACGAACGGGCUCUGGUGAACUCGUCGAAGCAUAGUAGUAGUGAGGCAGCUGGAGGCAAUACCGGGCGGACAAUCGGUAGCAACAGCAACAGCGUCGGAAGUAGCGUAGACGCAGCGGACGAAGAAGAGAACGCUGACGAUCUGAUCGAUCUGAGAAGUAACCGAACAAACACUAGUGGCUGUGUGUCGUCUUCGUUGCUCGGGGAGCGCAACUCUGCCAGGCGAGACGUUCGCCCCGGAGGACAAGACGGCAGUAAUAUUAGUGUCACUGUUCAGCCAGGUAACUCCGUUGGAAGCGACAGCGUAGACAGUAGCAGUGCGGCGGCGACCAACGGCGACCUUCGCCAUUACCAUUCUAAGGAACGCAGUAAAUCUUCCUCAUCGGCGGCUUCCUCUGGCGGAGGAACCACUGUGAAAAGCGAAAGUUCACCGGAGAUGAGCUAUUCUGUGCCAACUUCGCCGACCUCGCUGUCGGCGGCUCCCAUCCUUGAGGGGUACGCUUCUUCGCUCAAGAAAAAGGAUCUACUGCUAGCCAACUCAGUGCCGACUAGUCCGGAAUCCGGAGCGCAGGAAAUCGUACGCCGUAGCAGUAGUAGUGGAAAUCAUCAUCAUCAACCUCACCAUCAUCACCAUCACCACCACCAUCAGCAGUACCAUCAUCACAGUAGCAACAAUCAAUCGUCCAACAGUGGCAACGGAGGUCCUGUUGGGCACAGUUCCAGUCUCAUGAGUGCCAGUAUCAGCGGAGGUGGUGGUGGAGGAGGAGGAGGCAGUGGUGGAAGUGCAGGUGGUGGGGUUGUUCGGAAGUGCGAUGCGGCAGGCUUUCGGACCAGUCGGUCCGAGGAUCACCUGCAGCAGACGCAACGGGACGGCGGAAUCGGAGCACUGGUGCCAAUCGAGAUCGACGAGGACGUGAACAGUUCGCUGAAUACGCUACUCGAUACCCGGCACGACUCGGAGGAAUCACAGCAGGGCUCCGAUCACGAUCGAAUAGUGUGGACGUACAAUGCGCCGGUGUCGCAAAGCAACGGAGCGGGUGGAGUCGGGCCGGCCGGUAUCAUCACUUCCCCAAUUUCGCACUCCAGUUCGAUGAGUUCCUCGCCGCAGAGAUCGGCAAGUGAUAGUCCCGCUUCGCCUACGUCCGUGUCCUCAUCUGUGAUGUCCUCGUCGGGUGGAUCCAAAGGUGCCAACGAUCAUACCCACAAUGGGUAUAGCAACAGUGGCUUCGAAGGGGGCCGAGGUGGUAGCGGAACGCAUAGCAACCUGCAAAGCCUCAGCUGCCCGAACGGAAGUGGUCCGGGGGGAGGUGGCGGUAUGGACCAGAGCGUAUCGGAAGCGGUGUCAAACAUUUCCAGCCCGGACUAUCAGGAUGAGCAUGAUUUGCUCAGCACGCGGGAUCUGGCCGCGAUGGCGAUCAGCGAUCCCAGUGAUUCCGACUCAACGAUAUUGGUUUCGGAGACAACGCAUCGAGUGCACGAGCGAGAUCGUGACCGUGAUCAUAAGAUUGUGAUACAGGUUAAGGGAAUGCAGCAGCAGCAACAGUUGUACAACCAGCAGCAAGAAAAUAUGCGAUAUUCGGAGUUGAAGGACUCGGAAGACGAACUAGCAACGCUGACCGAAGAAAUGCCCACGAUGUUCUUCGGACAGGACGGACAGCUGAUGUACGGUGGCCGGGAAUCGUCGCCACCGGUGUCGGACGACGGUAGCGACGUAGAUUCGCUACAUUCAUUCCAUUACUCGCCAAAGGCAGUAGAUCUUCCAUCGGCCGAGCGCCUGGCUAAACGCUUAUACUAUCUAGAAGGCUUUAAGAAGAGUGAUGUCUCGCGACAUCUCAGUAAAAACAACGAUUUCAGUCGUGCCGUAGCCGAUGAAUACCUUAAGUUUUUCCUCUUCGAGCGGUUAACGCUCGACGAAGCUUUGAGGCUAUUCCUAAAGCAGUUUUCGCUCUCCGGGGAAACGCAGGAGCGCGAACGGGUGCUAGUGCAUUUCUCCAAACGCUAUCUAGACUGCAAUCCAGGAUCUUUCAAUUCGCAAGAUGCUGUUCAUACGCUUACAUGUGCAAUAAUGCUUCUCAACACGGACCUGCACGGGCAGAACAUUGGCCGGAAGAUGACCUGCUCGGAGUUCAUCGAAAAUCUGAGCGAACUGAACGAUGGCGAGAACUUCCCCAAGGACAUUCUCAAGCAGCUGUACCAGGCGAUCAAGACGCAGCCUCUCGAGUGGGCAUUGGACGACGAAUCACCUGACCAGCAAAAGCUCGGAGGUGGACGAAACGAUGGUACCAUGGGAGGAAACGGUGGCGGUGGCACGGGAGGCAGUUUACAAGGUCCCCCGGUGGGACCAAACCCGUUCCUGGAUCCUCCUCAGCCGGCGGCCAUCGAGUACAAGAAGGGUUACGUGAUGCGAAAGUGCUGCUACGAUACGAACUACAAGAAAAGUUGUUGUGCUUUCUUUACAGCCCCCUUCGGGAAGCGUUCGUGGAAGAUGUUCUAUUGUACGCUCCGGGAUCUGGUGCUGUAUCUUCACAAGGACGAGCACGGCUUCCGCAAGAACCAAAUGUCGGACAAUGUCCACAAUGCGAUCCGCAUCCACCACGCCCUGGCGACGAAGGCCAGCGACUAUACCAAAAAGCAGCACGUUUUCCGAUUGCAAACGGCUGACCAGUCCGAGUACCUAUUCCAAACGAGCGACUCCAAAGAGCUGCAGUCGUGGAUCGAUACCAUCAACUUUGUGUGCGCGUCGUUCUCGGCUCCACCGCUAGAGGGAGGCGUCGGCAGCCAGAAGCGCUUCCAGCGGCCGCUGCUUCCCUGCACGCACACGAAGCUGCUACUGAGAGAACAGCUAGCGUCCCACGAAGAACAAGUCAACAAACUGGAGAACCUUUUGGCCGAGCACAAGCGGUCAACCAUCCCAACAAAGGGACUAGCUCUGCAAAACUACAAAGAAAAGGAGGCUUAUCUACUCUAUGAGUUGAAGCGCUAUAAAACGUACUACUAUCUGCUGAGUUCCCGCAUGAACUCGGACCAGUCGCUGGAUUUCGAAAACCUGCUCACCCUGGGGGACAGCGGUGUCCUGCUGGAAUCGGACGAAAUCCUGCAGCGAAAUCGGCAGAACACUGAAGGCGGUGGUUUUGGAAGCGCAGGCGCUAAUCAAACCAUCAUCCAGCAGCAACCGUUGGGCCAACAGCAGCUGCAGCAGAGUCAACUGGGCGGUGGAUUGGCCAACUCUGCCCCCGUGGCAACGGUGGCGGCGACAACCGGCGGCAGCGCCUCCAACAGGAGUGAUAGUAGACAAUAUAAAACCUGAGACGACCCCCUGUACAUCACAACUGCCUUUUAUCAGUACCGCGAUCAUGACCACCAUCAUCCAGAACCCUUGAGUACUAGCUGCUCGGAACCGGAGCUGGAUCCGUUCAGUUCCGCUGCUGCCAAUGCUACCUGUUGUUCUACCGUACUGGCCAUCGUGACCUCUACCCUAAGAUCCCUAUCCUACUUCCUGGCUCCGCAAAAUCUAUCAACCACCACUACCGUAGUGGACAGUGGUAGUGCGAGGGAGGACAAUCCUGCCAACAUCAGCACCACUACUUCCUCUGCCACUGCGUUCAAAUCAUUCUAUGGUCAAAAUGUGUGAGUAUAAUGCAAUCCUUAUAAGGCCCCUUUUCAAAUGCGCUCCAUGCAUUUUGUUGUACAUAUUCGAUUUGUUGUAUAGGUUUAUAUUUUCCCGUAUUGUCGAAUCCUGUCGGCUUCCUUACAAGUCCAUUGAUUUCCGACGAUUUGUCCUUCCUGUAUCCCUGUUUUGUUGUUAACGACCUUUAUUCAAGAUUUCAAAAUACGGCGCUUUAUUCCUUGAUCGAUAUACAUAUAUACAUACACACAUAAAUAUAUAUAGACUAAGCGAGUGAUAAGACACACACCUUCUGAAUGUGUGCGUACCACAGUAUGAGCGUGUGAGUGAGUUUUCUAAAACUUCUUAGAUGCCACGCAAUCGGGCUAAAGCCGUAAAAAUGAGAGAAAUCGAUUUUUCAUAAAAGUUGUAUAUUUUACCAUUAAACUGAGUGUAAAAAUAGUUAAACAAUGGCAUUUUUAUACAUCAAUCAUACCCAACGUAAGCAACAUGAUCCCUCUUGCAGCGUGGCUGAAGCCGUUAGUAACAGAGCAAUUCCUUCGAUAGUUAGCUGAAUCCUUUUAUAAAAAUGUCUUCAAGGCUAUGGCACUUGGUGUGGAAGAUGAAAAUAUGAAUGGAACAAGUGCUGCCAACCGUUAGGCGCUAAAAUGGCGUACCGACAAUUCUUCGAUUUAUCUCAUGCCUACUAAGUGAUUGACGCCUUCUACCAUGUAGUAACUACAUUGUUUGCUGUUCAAAAUGAAUCCAUUCGCUUGCCAGUGCAACGCCAAAUUGUCGCUUAGUUUGGCGUCAUUUCUAUACAAACGGAAUCACCCGUUCCACCCUUAAAUAAUCAUUCGGGCUUAACUGACAAACAAGCGCAACGUAGGGAUCCACCCUUGUCUGACACAUUUCCCAAAUAUUUAUUAUCGAAAACAAAACACGUUAGGAAUUUGCAUGUGACAGAGUUCAUUCAAAAAUAUUUUACAAUAAAAAAAUGUGUAUAAAGAACCGUAACUUAUAGACAUCUUCAAAUACUGAAAGUAACUCAAAUCGAAGAGAAAUAUAAACAGAUCGCGUUGAAUUGUUUUUUAUAUUAUUCAUAUAUUUAAAAGAUAGUAAUCGUACUCAAAAUAAUGGAACAGAAACUCCGUUUGUGAAAUUUUAAACAAAACAGAAAAUCACACCGCAACAGUUUGUCACAAACUAAAUUGCACAUAUAAACAUACACGCUCAUAAAACAUUUUGGAUAACUCAUCGUUGCAGCUAGAUACAGACAUUCUAGAUUUAGACAAGAGAAAUUUCCUGUGUUCAAGCUUCUCCGUCAUUGCCUGCAGAAGUGAACUCUUGAACAGCAGGAAUCUAUAUAUUAAACAAAAAAAGAAAACACUGACCCCGGGAGACUGUCUGACCAACUUCCUUUUAAAGGAUGUGCUUGAGAGAAACCGAAAAUCAACCUAUUUCUUCGCCAAGGGUAGCUUCGAAUAAAUGUUUACGUACACUGGCAUGUUCCCCAUGAUUCGAUCGAAACACACACAAAUACACAAAAAAACUAGCACGACAACAAUGGUAGGUGUUCGCUUGUGAAAAAUCGAAAACCCUCGUCAUUGAAAAAAAGAAAACUACCAGUAACUUGCAUAAAACAUAUAUUGAUCAAGAACAUAUAAGUGUGAGAAACAGCAAAAAAAGAAAACCGAUGUUGAUUGGGUAUAAUUAUCGAAUACACAACAAGCAGCAGUUAAUAGUAUUAUUCAAGUACAUCAAUUAUAUUGGAAUGGAAGGAAA
This is a messenger RNA of Aedes aegypti (yellow fever mosquito), 7594 nucleotides long. RefSeq lists its product as uncharacterized. Lineage: Eukaryota; Metazoa; Arthropoda; Insecta; Diptera; Culicidae. Gene Ontology annotation, molecular function: protein binding; guanyl-nucleotide exchange factor activity; phospholipid binding. Bases 1040 to 5512 code for a protein of 1490 amino acids. Gene Ontology annotation, biological process: regulation of ARF protein signal transduction. The transcript has 14 exons. The record is from RefSeq and is a predicted model, not a curated record.